This is a messenger RNA of Malaclemys terrapin pileata, 3549 nucleotides long. RefSeq names its product GRAM domain containing 1A (gene GRAMD1A). Gene Ontology annotation, cellular component: plasma membrane; endoplasmic reticulum membrane; endoplasmic reticulum-plasma membrane contact site. Gene Ontology annotation, molecular function: sterol transfer activity; sterol binding. Gene Ontology annotation, biological process: intracellular sterol transport. The record is from RefSeq and is a predicted model, not a curated record. Lineage: Eukaryota; Metazoa; Chordata; Testudines; Emydidae. Bases 71 to 2239 code for a protein of 722 amino acids. The transcript is spliced from 19 exons.
GGCCUCUGGCUCCUUCCUCUUCCUCCGCGGGGAGGCAGGGCGGCCGGCCGGCCGGGCCGGGACACGGGCCAUGUUCGACACAGGCAGCCCCUCCCCCCGGAGCAGCCCCAGCAGCUCUCCGUCCCUGCGGAAGCGCCUACUGCUGCCCCCCCGGACCUCCCCAGAGCUCCCUGCAGAUGCCAUGGUGGAAAAGAGCACAGAGAGUGUCCCAGAGCGGGGCCCCUUGUCUGCCCCCCUCAACUACCCACUGAGUGCCAGGAGUUUCAUCCGCAACAGCAAGAAAGCGCAAAGCUGGUACAGCAUGCUGAGCCCCACGUACAAACAGCGCAAUGAGGAUUUCCGCAGGAUCUUCAAGGGGCUGCCGGAGAGCGAGCGGCUGCUUGUGGAUUACUCCUGUGCACUGCAGCGCGACAUCCUGCUCCAGGGGCGGCUCUACCUGUCCGAGAACUGGCUCUGCUUCUACAGCAACAUCUUCCGCUGGGAGACAGCAAUCUCUGUCCCGCUGCGGGAGGUGAAAUGCCUGAAGAAGGAGAAGAUGGCCAAGCUGAUUCCCAAUGCCAUCCAGGUCUGCACUGCGGCCGACAAGCAUUUCUUCACCUCAUUUGGAGCCCGUGAUCGCUGCUUCAUGCUGAUCUUCCGUCUGUGGCAGAACGCGCUGCUGGAGAAGACGCUGUCUCCCCGGGAGCUUUGGCAUAUUGUUCACCAGGGCUACGGCGCUGAGCUUGGCCUCACCAGUGAGGACGAUGACUACGUCUGUCCUGUUCCCACUGACGAGCUCAAUGGCCUGGGGCCAGCCAGGGAGCUCAGUGACAUUAUGGAGCUGAGAGACCUGGCCUUGCCCUGCGCUGCUGACCUCAAGCUGGAGCCCAGCCCCACGUUGGCCAGGACAGCUGCUAGUCAGAGCUUCCACUCACUGGCUAGCAGCAGCGAUGGGGCCGCCUCGCUGGCAGAGGACCCCGAGGAGAAUGUGGACAGCCAGGCGGAUACUGCCUCCAACUGCACAGUGACACCGGGGCUGGAGCCCCCGAAGGCUGCGGUGCUGGGGGGGGCCCCGCUGCCUGCCCUGGGGGACCUGCUACCCCAUGAGGACCUCCCCACUGACACCAGCAACUCCUCCUCUUCCUCCUCCACGCAGGAUGAAGGGGAGGUGGACGCCUUCUCAGACCUGCCCGGGCGGCUGCUGCUGAACUGCGUCUAUUGCCUGGGGGCCGAGCGGCUGCAGCAGAUGCUCUUCAGCGACUCGCCGUUCAUGCAGAGUUUCUUGGGCCAGCGCAAGUUCACAGACGUGACGCUGACCUCAUGGAGUGGCAAGAGCAAGUGCCACCAGAGCCGUGUCCUCUCCUAUACCAUCCCCCUCAGCAAUCCGCUGGGGCCUAAGGCAGCUACUGUGGUGGAGACACAGACCCUGUUCCGUGCCAGCCCCGAUAGUGGUGCCUGCGUGGUGGACUCGGAGGUGAUCACGCAGGGCAUCCCCUACCAGGACUACUUCUACACUGCCCACCGCUACUGCAUCAGCACGCUGGCUACAGGCACGGCCCGCCUCAGAGUCUCCUCCGAGAUCCGGUACCGGAAACAGCCCUGGAACCUUGUGAGAGCCCUGAUUGAAAAGAACACAUGGAGCGGCGUGGAGGAGUACUUCCAGCACCUGGGGUUGGCGCUGGCACGGGCGGAGAAGACGCUGCUGGAGGAGAGGGGCCAUGGGAUAGAGCCGCGGGGGCUGCUGGCUGGGCUGCGCCGCAGGAAGCGCACACUGGGCUGGAGGGCCCCCCAUGCUGAGCCCACCCUGGCCACACUGCCCCCCAGCGAGACGGGGCCCCGCACCCUGCGCCCUUCCAGCAGCCUGGCAGCCCGACUCUCCCAGCAGCUCAUGGAGCGGAGCCGGGGCCCCACCGUGUCCACCCUCAUCCUCAUCGUCAGCCUGGUCCUGCUGGUCCUGGUGGUUCUCAAUGUGAUGCUGUUAUACCGACUGUGGGCGCUGGAGCACACGGCCCGCGCCUUCCAGGCCUGGCAGGCCUCCGCACUGGCCCGAGGGAAGCUGCCUCGGACAGCAGGCGAGUGGGCCGAGGUCCUAGAGCUGCAGCGGCGUUUCCAUGGUGCCGAGGUGCAGAAGUGGAGGCGGAUCCUGGAGGCCUCUGUGGAGCUGCUGGAUGAGAUGAAGGUCUCCCUGGAGAAGCUGCACCAGGGCAUCAUGAUGGCAGAACCGCCCCCGGAGCCAGGCCAGGCUGACGCCAUCUCCUGAAGCUGUGCUGGCCGCCAGGGGCCACGGGAGACUGAGCUGGAUCUGAGACUGCAGCUGGGUCAGCGCCGCCUGGACGCCACCUGCAGGCCGGCUCCUUCAGCCAGGUCAGCGUCGCCCGGACGCCCCUCAUUGGCCAGCUCCCUCGGCCGGGUCAGCGCUGCCCGGAAGCCCCUCGUCGGCCGGGUCAGCGCCGCCCGGACGCCCUCCUUCGGCUGGCUCCCUUGGCCAGGUCAGCGCCACCUGGAUGCCCCCCUUCAGCCGGCUCCCUCGGCCGGGUCAGCGCCGCCCGGACGCCCCUCGUCGGCCGGGUCAGCGCCACCUGGACGCCCCCCUUCGGCUGGCUCCCUUGGCCGGGUCAGCGCCGCCAGGACACCCCUCAUCAUCCGGUUCCCUUGGCCAGGUCAGCGCUGCCCAGACGUCCCCUGCGGGCCAGUUCCCUCGGCUGGGUCAGCGCCACCUGGACGCCCCUCAUCAGCUGGCUCCCUUGGCCGGGUCAGUGCCGCCCGGAUGCCCCUCGUCGGCUGGGUCAGCGCCGCCUGGACGCCCUUCGCCGGCUGGCUCCCUUGGCCGGGUCAGCGCCGCCUGGACGCCUCCCAGGGUCUGCUUCUCCUGCUGGGUCAGCAGCACCUGGCCAUUAGCUGGCGUCAGCACUGGCUUGGGCUGCCCUGCUCUCCUGCCACCCCCCUGGCGGAGCAGGUGUCUGUGGUGACAGCUAGGUGGAGGCCGCACCGUGGGACACAUGGAGGAUCCCCAGGGGGCUGGCUCUGCCCCCCCGAUCCGCCCUCUGCCUGCAACCCAGGACAAUGGUGGCUGGACUGCGGCUGCCAGCUGGGUACAGCCCCCGUGUCUGCUGGCUGGGGGCCUGUUGUGGCCUGGGGGAACCCAUCCAGCCUGGGCUAGGAAUUGACUUUCUAAGUGGUCUAGCUGCACGGUGUUACUGUGGGGAGUGGCCAGGGCAGUUCCCCCACCCCCCUACCUUGGAGCCAGGACUCCUGGGUCCUCUCUGUGCUAGAGCAGGGGCACCCUUGGGGCAGGCUCCGUGCGGUGCCAGGGGCACUGCCCAUGGCUCUGCCCCCUUCUCCAAACACUCGAUUCCCAGAGGGCUCGGUACCCACCAGGCAUUGGGUCGUUGUCUCCUGGCCUGGGCCUCUUGCCCUUCGCCGCUGCUGGCGGGGGCUGUGUGUGUGUGUGAGCCCCCCAACCAGCCUGCACGCCAUCUGCUCCCUCCUCAUCCUCAGUGUUACGGGGCUCGGGCCCCGCCCCACUAUUUAUUAGCUGAUUAAAGAGCGUGGCUGGGAUAGCGCCACCUA